AUAGAGGACCAGGAUGACUGGAGUCUUUGACAGCCUUGUUUCAGAUAUGCAUUCAAACCAGAUUACCUCCAGCAGUUACCAGCAGCAGCACCACAGCUUGCAUAAGCCCCAGGAAUCUCCCACUCUGCCUGUGUCGACCGCCACGGACAGCAGCUACUAUACCAACCAGCAACAGCACAGCGGUGGAGCUGGAGGAGGCACAGGCAGCAACGGAAGCAGUGGGUCGCCCUACGCGCAGAUGGGCUCUUACCAGUACCACCCGAAUGGCAUCGGCGCAGUGCCCUACUCCACCAAAGCCGGGAGUUACGAUCUGGGAUACUCCACCUCCUACAGCUCCUAUGCAACCUAUGGCACAAGGUCGCCCCCAAUCAACAAUGAACCCGAAAAAGAAGAGGUCGAGCCGGAGAUCCGAAUAGUUAAUGGGAAGCCAAAGAAAGUGCGAAAGCCGAGAACCAUCUAUUCCAGUUUUCAGUUGGCAGCCUUACAGAGACGCUUCCAGAAGACCCAAUAUCUGGCACUGCCCGAGAGAGCUGAGUUGGCAGCUUCACUAGGCCUCACCCAAACUCAGGUGAAGAUCUGGUUCCAGAACCGCAGAUCCAAGUUCAAGAAGAUGUGGAAAAGCGGUGAAAUCCCGGGGGAUCAGCAACGGGUCGGCAGCUCCUCUCCUCCUUGCGCCUCGCCUCCUGCUUCAGCCACCCUCACCUGGGACUUUGCUCCCCACCCGCAGCGAAUGAGUAACGGCGGCGGCGGUGGCGGCAGCGGGAGCAGCGCAGGUUCGAGCCCCGGCACUCCUAGCGGAGCCGCUGCUUUCCUGGGUAACUACUCGUGGUAUCACCAGGCGUCCAGCGCCGCAGCUUCCCACCUGCCAGGAGCCUCCCCGAUCCUGCAGCAAGGGCAGUCUCACCAGCAUCAUCCCCAUCUUCAUCACGCCCAUCAUCAUGCCGCGGCUGUCAGCGCAGGGACUAUUUUCUAACCCCAGUCCGGGCACCCAAUCUACUCUCCAAGGGACCAUCCAGGGUGGAGAAGGAAGAUUUUUUUUCCCCUCUUUCCGGUGGGCAGAGGUGUAUCUUUCCCCCCUCCCCCCGAUGCUUUGGGAAACGGUCCACAAUUCCUUCCCCACCAGAAAGCAUCUCAGCCGCGGCGCCCGCCCGACUUGGUGGUGCCAAAACGGGACAAGCGCCUUGAGACUUCAGCCAAUAAUCCCUGAAGUUUCGAACUCAAUCAGAAUCUAGUUUCCCCCCCCCCCCCCCCCAAAAAAAAAAACACCUCAGCUCAGAAUGUGGUUCACCCGAUCGGUGACUCCGAAGUCGCUGACAACAUUCUUGUUGACAAGCGUGAAAUCCGGGCAAAGCUGUGGUCACACCCUGGUCAAAAAGAAAAAAAACAACAACUCUCAAUGAUUGUUUUUCUCCUUCAGGGUUUUCUGACCACCCGCCCCAAUCACCUCGUCCUAAUCUGUUUUAUAUCGAUCUUUUUAUUUUCCCUACCAGCUUUUUACCUUCUACGUAUCCCGCCUAGUCUGCAGCAAAUAAAGACUUUAAAAACUGUGCACGCGGGGAGCACAGAACCCACUUUUCUCCCAUUUUUCAUCGAAUCGCUAGUGCAAAAUUUCUUAUUUAAUUUUGUUUAUUUUUUUAUACGUUUUUAUAGGUGCCUUUGCUGAUGACCUCAUUUUGAUGUUGGGGGGGAAAAGAUAAAUAAUUUUUAUAUGUAGAUAUUUAAAAUGGAAAAAAAAAAGAAACCCAGCUGUGUUUAAAUUAUCUUUUUUUAAAUGUUUGCAGGACUUUUUCUUCGCAAGAAAAAGAUAUAAAUAUAUACAUACAUAUAUAUAUAUGUUUGUAAUAGAGUUGUUUGUGCUAAUUCUUCCCAACCUCUUUACCUAAAAAGAGGAGGGGCAGUUUUAUUGGACAGGCUACAUUUGUUCAUGUUUUGUGAACCAAUAAUUUUUUUUUAUGACAUCUGUUUUCCCUCUUUUUAUCUCCGGGCAGCUUCCAUACGUUCUUUUGUGUAUUCUGUUUUAUUCCUUUCAUCUUCACUACCACAAAGUACAAGCUAAUGAAUUUUCCCAAUUCAUAGUUGAAAAAACCUUUAAAAACGUUUUUUUUUUAAAAAAAAAUGUACGUUCUUGGUUAUUUAUUACAAAAACCAAACAAAAAAAAAAUCGUUCAAUGUUACUUUUACAAUAUGAAGAGAUUAUUUAAAUAAAUUAUUGUUUGCACCGUA
Messenger RNA from Pantherophis guttatus, 2223 nucleotides. It is a transcript of the gene DLX2, whose product is annotated as distal-less homeobox 2. Gene Ontology annotation, molecular function: RNA polymerase II cis-regulatory region sequence-specific DNA binding; DNA-binding transcription factor activity, RNA polymerase II-specific. Lineage: Eukaryota; Metazoa; Chordata; Lepidosauria; Squamata; Colubridae. Gene Ontology annotation, biological process: cell differentiation; negative regulation of transcription by RNA polymerase II; embryo development. The record is from RefSeq and is a predicted model, not a curated record.